AUGUAUUCUAUAAAAACUGAAAAUGAAGACGCUAGGAAUAAUAUUAUCAGUCUACCACAGCUAGCCAAAUGCCUUGAGACAAAAUAUUUCUGGGGACUAUAUUUGAUGUUUGAUUUUGAUUGCUAUCAGCACAUCUAUGUACUCAGUGUAUAUCGUAGUAUUUGUAUUCCAUUUCUAAAUAUGUUCUUUCGAGUUAUCACUUUCGGAAUUGGCAUUGCAUUGGGGUCUAUAUACAAGUCAUAUUAUGGAGAUGAGAUAUUAAAUAUCGACCAAUACAAACCCUUUUUGGAGCGUUACGAUAGAGAAAGGAAAGAAGAAGAAGAAAUCGACAAAGCCAAAACUAAGAGUAACGAAAUUGUACAAGAUACAACAAAUGCAGUUUCUCCAGGCUCCACAGAGACAGAUUUUUCAGAAUAUUCAAGCACAGCUUUGCCAGACUCCAUCAAGACAGCUUCUCCAGGACCCAUAAGCACAACUUUACCAGACAUCAUUAAAAUAAAUUUGCCUGACUAUAUAGAGAUAGAUUCCCCAGACUCCAUAAAGACAGCUUCAAUGAGUUCAUUAUCAUUACGUCUGGCUGAUUUAAUUGCGCUCGAAAAUAAUUUCAAAGAUACGGAAGUUGAUAACGGAUUUUCAAAAGUUGCUCAUCUAAGAGAUCGACUAGAACAAGAUGCCGGUGUAGAAUAUGGAAAAAAACUGAGCAAUAAUUCUCUUGAAGAAAAAAGUAACGCAGCAUACCUAGCAGCAUUUUUACACACAAUGGGGCCUCGAAGAGCAAAGAAAAUUAAACAUUGUAUCCUAAAUGGCUCCAUAACCUUGGGGAGUAACAGAGAACCCCGUUGUAAAAAUAAUGCUGUGUAUACCAGUACCGCAUAUCUUACUGUUAGUGGUCCAGGGGCAGCCUGUAAAUUUCAAUACAAAUUUGACUUAAAUGAUGCCGAAUUUAUGACGGACGAUAUGAUCAAUUCGCUCGAGACGGCUCACAAUAUAGACGACACCCCAUAUAUUGAAAUAUUCAUCACAAUUGUACAGCUUUUUUUACGACGAUUGAAUGCAUAG
This is a messenger RNA of Phycomyces blakesleeanus NRRL 1555(-), 1059 nucleotides long. RefSeq lists its product as hypothetical. The record is from RefSeq and is a predicted model, not a curated record. Bases 1 to 1059 code for a protein of 352 amino acids. Lineage: Eukaryota; Fungi; Mucoromycota; Mucoromycetes; Mucorales; Phycomycetaceae. The transcript has 3 exons.